Molecule: messenger RNA, 564 nt
Organism: Effrenium voratum
Lineage: Eukaryota; Dinophyceae; Suessiales; Symbiodiniaceae
Source: the annotation of a GenBank genome assembly
AUGGCGAGCGAAUCCCUGAGCUCUAGCACCAGCCGGUGCAGGCCCAGAGGAUUUUUUGGACCUGAGCGCUUCUUCUACGACAAGCUGAGCUACACAGGUGUGCAUACCUGCGGUGGACCGGACACGGUGCACAAGGACAGCUAUGUCAGCUCACUGCGUGGCGGCUUGCGACCGUCGCGCUUCACACGGAACCCAGGUUUGCAGUCUUCAGCCCUGUCGCCAUCAGGCACAUCCACGGCGGGGAGAGGCCCCGAGCGGUUUUUCUAUGACAAGGACUCCUACACAGGUGUACACACCUGUGGUGGGCCCAAAGUCAUUGACAAGGAGAACGAUCCUGACGGCAACUUCUUCCGGAGCCUGCGGCCGAAGCGAGCCCACUCGCAGCCGGACAUGAGGCCCCCGAGCCGCUCCAACGCUGUGCGGCCAGCAGACUCGAACGUGAGGUUCUUGCGAAUUCUUUUCGAGGAGACGCCUGCGUCGAUGGCGCGCAAGCGGCUGUCGCUCCUCAACGCUCGGCUUGAAAGAGAUCGUUUCGGCGGCAGAUUGCCAGAUGCCGUUGCGUGA